CAGCUUCAGUGUCCCAAAAUUCGUUGAAGGGGAAAUAUCGAAAGUUGCUCAGCGGGUGAAUUUCACCCAGUGUGUGCGUUGUGUUCCAAAUUCCACUGCAACGCUAAGUGAAAAAAGUGCCUUCCAGAGUGAUCAUGGCAUUUCUGAACCAGAUGUGUUAAAAUUGUGAAUAUCUGGCAGAAUCAAAUUAGUGCAAUUAGUAUUAGCGAAUCAAACAAACAAAACGAUCCACAUGGCAGUGCUUCCAGGGAGGAUUCAGCUCCACUUGCUCCUGCUCACCUUGAUCUCGUGGAGUAAAGCAUCUCCAGCUUCCCAGUUUGUACCUGAUCUCGAUGACCUAGCUUUGAAUUGCGGGGAGAAUGGAGCCCCGCUGAUGACACCGUGCAAGAGCUCCAUAAUUUUGGACUACAAAACAACAACCUCGCUGAAGUGUGAGGCCGACGAACCGAUGUCCUGGUGGACAGCACAAACGAGCAUCGUUUUGGAUGAGAGUAGUUUCGACAACACCGAGGAUCCGGAACGACCCUACGGAACAAACCUGCAACUGAGCGGAGUGACCGCCGAGGAUGUGGGCGCCUAUUACUGCGUGAAGGAAUCGGAACUGAACAAUCUCCCCGAGAAGAACGAGCAGGCAAUGAUCGAGCUGGUGAACCAGGGCGGAGCUAGCUCCAUUUACGUGUACGUGGACGACAAGGAGAACAAGCUCUUCACCACCGAAACCAUUCUGCAAGCCAAGCAGUACGAGGACCUGGUGAUACCCUGCAAACCGGCAAUGCCAGACACCGAGGUGCUGCUGGAAUUCCGAGAGGUACUUUCCAGCACUUCUGUCGGUCGAUAUGAUCCGCAGCGGGGAUUCACCAUCGAAGUCCGUAGCAUUACGGACGGCGGCGACUACAUCUGUCGGCCAAAUCCUCCAUUUCCGGAUAACGAAGACGAGUUCUCUAUCAUACCUGUGCGCUUUAUUGAAUCCGGAUUGGAAAUCCCCAGAACCCAAACAUCGCCAUCGGGUCCCACGACUAACACGGCGUAUACGUAUGCGCCAGAUGUCACCGAUUACGAUGACGAGGUCAUGGUCACUGUCCUCACUGUUACUAACCAAUCGCCGGGUAGUGUGGCACUAACCAGUGGUGGUGGAGCUUUCACCCGGGAUCGGGCAAGGCGAAGUCCAGCCCGGCUGGCUCCGAUGAAUGCCUCGCCCUCACCCAGACCAGGGCAAGCCGGCAAGGCCCUUCCAAAGCCCGUGAUUAAGUCCUCCUCGGGAUCUCACGUCGUUUUGGGUUCCAACUUUACCCUCAUGUGCGAACAGACCUCUCCCUUUGGAGCCACCUACAACAUCGAAUGGAGAACACAGGAUAACAGCAAGGUUUUUCCGAACGAUCGCAUUAUCAUCACGGAAGCAGUGUUUGACGACACGGCUAAGAGCAGCACCCACCUGUUGGGCAGGAGCACCUUGACGGUAUUGGAUGCCCAGCGUUCGGAUUCCGACUUGUACAAGUGUCUGGUAACAGACGCCAAGAACGCAGUACAACACAUCUCCUACAGGAUCAGGGUUUUAGGGCAAAACGAGAGCUAUCUAAACGUUGAUGAGCAAAACGGCCAUUACAAAGUUAUGGAGUUCGCCAACAAAACGAUCCAGAUGACGGCCAACUUCGAGGGCUUCCCGCAGCCAGAGUUCCGAUGGUUCAAGCCGGACGGAACCGAGGUCCGUCAGUCGGAGAACAACUUCAAGAUCGAGUCCACGGAGCGGAGCAUAACACUGCGGCUGCUGAGUGCCCAGCUGCAGGACAGCGGCACCUACGUCCUCCAAGGCAGCAACAACUUCAAGACGGUGCAGCGGGAGUACAACGUGAGCGUGAUGGACGGACCGGUGCUCAGCAUGGCGGACACCUACGUCCAGGUGGGUUCCGUGGCCCGGCUCGAGUGCACCGUGCUCUCCUACCCGCCGGCCCUGGUCACCUUCCUCUUCUGUCCCUGCGUCCUGGAGCCCUUCUGCCCCACCUGCUCCGUGCUCGAGGCGAAUUUCAGCUCGCCAAGUGUACAAGAAUCAUAUCAGUUCUUGAAAAUACCCCGACCCGGAAAACUGAGUGUGGAGAGAAUUAUAGAGGUGUCCUUCCGGCCAACGGAACCGGGAAUUCUCUCCUGCGUUGCGGAAAAUAUGGUGGGCGGUGAGAGUAAAAGGGCCAUAACCAAGGCGCACGUGCUGCUGGGCAAUAUAUCCGAGAAUAUGACCAUAUAUGGCUUCGAUAAGGGGCACAAAAUCGCCAAGGAGGACAAUGUCAACUUCACCUGCGAGGCACUGGCCUACCACUUGGAUGGAAACCUCAGCUGGCUCCACAAUGGCGAGGCGUUGGAGGAGUCUGAUAAUGUUCGAAUUGAAACGAAUCGUACCGAGUACUCCUACAAGAGCACAGUGCAUAUUACCUCAAUAUCCGACCAAGAUCGAGGAACCUACGAGUGCCGGGCGUACCACAUUAGAAAGCCAUCCGAGUACAGCACACAUGAGAUAGACUUAAACGUCUACGAUCCCUCGGCUCCGCAGUGGGUGAACCCAACUCAGGAUGCCCAUAAGAAAAUCAAGCGAAACCUGAGCCAAACCCUGGAACUGGAGUGCGCCUCCACAGCUGUUCCACUGGCCACGGUUCAGUGGUUCAAGGACGACAAGGAGUUGACCGAAUCGAAACUGAUGCACUUCCUGGAGAACAACUCCAAGCUGAUAAUCACACAUCUGUAUCCCGGGGAUGAAGGCGUUUACAGGUGUCUGGUGCAGAACCGAUUGGCCAGCAUCGAAAGAUCCUACACGCUGGACAUUUCGGACCUGCCCGGCAUCAACUUGGCUUGGGUUUGGUUUAGCGCUAUAAUAUUCCUCAUCCUGAUGGGCCUGUAUGUCUGGCUGGCCUUUCGGUAUAAAAUGGAGCAGAACAAGAACAAGAACAAGAAGCCCAAUGACCUUCACAAUCUCAUUAAGGGUGUUCCGGAACGGAUUAAUAAGGACCUUCCCUUGGCCAUCCAGGCAUUACAUUUUCCCUACGACGAGAACUACGAGUUUCCGGCGAAAAAGCUGGAGCUGGGCAAACUGCUGGGAGCCGGAGCGUUUGGAGAAGUGUACAAGGGAAAGGCCAAGGGAAUCCUGCUGGGGGAACCCUCCACCGUAGUGGCGGUCAAGACGAUCAAGGACAACGACACCCAAGCGGUGAGAGCACUGGUUUCCGAACUCAAGAUUAUGAUUCAUUUGGGCAAGCACUUGAACGUGGUCAAUCUCCUGGGAGCCUGCACCAAAAACAAUAUAGCGCGCGAUAUUAAGGUCAUUGUGGAGUACUGUCGUUAUGGUAAUGUUCAGAGAUUCCUGUUGAACAACAGGAGUCGCUUUAUCAAUCAAAUCGAUCCCGAAACUGAUCGCAUCGACCCGAGCAUCAUGACCCGGCGCAAUUCCGACCAGAUUUACCUGCAGAGCAAGGCCUUCCCUUCGACCUUGACCCAUCAGAACACGUUGUACAACAAUAAUACGCAACCUCCACCGCCGAUUCAACACGGAAACUGGGAAAAUGAUCCACGGUCGGGCACCCGAAGCGGACGCACAGGAUCCGGAUCCGCCAUUCCCACCUUGCCGGGAGAUGAUUUUCAAACGUCCAGGAAUUCUGGUCAAACCAUCUGGCGAUCAAACUACGACUCGGAGGCCAUGAUGGUAACCACAACUGACUUGGUCAGUUGGGCAUUUCAAGUAGCGCGGGGAAUGGACUACUUAUCAAGCAGGAAUGUGUUGCACGGCGAUCUGGCCACCAGAAAUAUUCUCCUCUGCGAAAAUAAUGUGGUUAAGAUUUGCGAUUUUGGUCUGUCUCGAACUAUGUACACGGAUGAGUACCAUAAGACAGGGAAUGACAAGCUGCCCGUCAAGUGGCUGGCACCGGAGUCUCUUAGCAGCAAGAUCUUUAGCACUUACAGUGAUGUUUGGUCCUUCGGCGUUGUCCUUUGGGAGAUGUUUUCGUUGUCCAAGGUCCUUUAUUCGGAGAUAAAUUCCAAUCAGGAGCUGUUCAACAAACUGAACGAUGGUUAUCGAAUGAAAAAGCCGCAAUUUGCCAACAAAAUGCUUUACGAAAUAAUGCUAGAGUGCUGGCGAAAGAAUCCUAAAAGCAGACCAUUGUUCGAUAAGCUGGAGCAGCGUUUUGCCAGCAUACUGGGCGAAGAUGUCUCCUCUCAAUACCUGGAACUAAAUGAGCCGUACAUGCAAAGUAACAUCGAGUACAGAAGGGUCCACCCCACGGAUUUCCUGGUGGAAAUGGGUUCUCCCACCGAGCAGGCGCCUGCACCUCCGCGCUUCGAUAGUAAAGUCGUAGUGCCUGAAAUCCGCAUCGACGAACCGACGGAUGGCUAUCUGCUAAUGAGCCCGGGAAACGGUGCCAAAGCCAAAGCAGCCAUAUUCUCACCCACGCGCCUCGAAGGCGAGGCAUCUGACUUUCCCGACCUCUCAAGCGAAACGCACCAACAAUCCAAUCGCUGGCACACUAACUCAGGCAUCGACGAACCGACGGAUGGCUAUCUGCGAAUGAGCCUGGACAACGGUGCCCAAGCCAAAGCAGCCAUAUUCUCACCCACGCGCCUCGAAGACAAGGCAUCUGACUUUUCCGACCUCUCAAGCGAAACCCCUUUCAAUUUCCCAGAAGCGAAGCAAUCGCCUACGUUGAGCAACAACUUGAACAGCGCAUCGAAUAAGCCGCUCAAGAAGAACGGCCUGCACAUGGUGGAUGCAGAGGAUCAGGCUCCGGAGGAGAUACCCAUGCUGCACCGCCAGUCAACCAAAUCGGAUGAGAGUCCGGAGCAGGGCAGGCGAUUCAAUCACGACCUUCACCAGCAGGACGGCGCUCCAACGCCUUCACCCCGCCAUCACGUGGAGACGAAAUUCAACGGUGACUCCGCCGAACACGUCGUUAAUAUGAAGCCGCCAAGAAAGAACAUACCCAGCAAAACCACAACAGGUGGUGGUGGUGGUGGUGGCGUUCCACCGGGCCCCACGGAAGCCUUCUCGAAUCCCGGCUACCAGCCUCUGUUCAUCGUCAACGAGAAGGAACCGCAAAGGUUUAAGGAAGUCCCGGAGCCAUUUGUUUUAGUUCAGGACUUCUAGCCAGCUCAGUUGGUCAUUUAAAUGGAAAUUGUUAAUCAAAAAUGUAAUCUACAUUAACUUAAGUGUAAUUUAAACUGUCAUAGCUGCACGAUAACUUAAAGAAAAUUAUUAAAAUUUCAACUGAACUGUUCGGAAGUCUUUAAAAGCAAUAUCACUUGGUGAUAUUGUCAAGAUUCUGAUAAGCUAGUUAAGCUCGUUUUUAAGCUAGAUCAUACACACUCAAUCCAUGUUAUAUACUAUUAAACCAUUUCAU
Messenger RNA from Drosophila ficusphila, 5369 nucleotides. Its product is annotated as vascular endothelial growth factor receptor 1-like. The record is from RefSeq and is a predicted model, not a curated record. Gene Ontology annotation, cellular component: signaling receptor complex. NCBI's taxonomy places the organism in Eukaryota, Metazoa, Arthropoda, Insecta, Diptera, Drosophilidae. Gene Ontology annotation, biological process: cell surface receptor protein tyrosine kinase signaling pathway; multicellular organism development; protein phosphorylation. Gene Ontology annotation, molecular function: ATP binding; transmembrane receptor protein tyrosine kinase activity.